Messenger RNA from Habropoda laboriosa, 1035 nucleotides. Its product is annotated as ras-like GTP-binding protein RhoL. The record is from RefSeq and is a predicted model, not a curated record. Gene Ontology annotation, molecular function: GTPase activity; GTP binding. The annotation marks the transcript as partial. NCBI's taxonomy places the organism in Eukaryota, Metazoa, Arthropoda, Insecta, Hymenoptera, Apidae. The transcript has 7 exons. Gene Ontology annotation, biological process: small GTPase-mediated signal transduction.
UUAGGCUGUGCAUGUAGUGUAAUUGAUGUUUCGGUGAACGUUUUAAACGCCUCGGCGGUCUUUCGUAGUCAUCGAAGAGCCGUCGUGCGAACUACGUCAACGUAGCUUUCUCGUUACGCCCGUCGUAAUCUAAGAGAAUUUUAAUCAGUUGAGUGCCUAAAAUCGUAUACAAGAGGGAAAUCGUUUCAUACACGAAUUUAUACACGGAAACAUGUGCCUCGACGAUAGCUGGUUGUAUUUUUCAAUGAAAUUUUUGUAAUUGGCGGUGAGUCACUGCCAAAUAAUGUAGCGGAUAAUGGAAUUGGCCGGAUGACAGAUAGAUAACUAACGACGUUAACUGGUGAUAAGGAAGACCGCAAAUUAAGCGGGAAACUGAAAACAAACUGCGUUUGGAUUCGUGGGCAUUGGAUAUAUUUUAAUACGCGAUGUGCAAUAAUAAUAAGGAAAAUAAAAAAGUCUCCCGAUAUAGGCCAAUUAAAGUCACAACUAUCGGUGAUGGCACUGUUGGUAAAACAUGUAUGCUUAUUACAUAUACAACAAAUGAAUUCCCUUCAGAAUAUGUGCCUACAGUCUUUGAUAACUAUGCAGGAACAAUAUAUGUGGAUGGACAAGAAUUUGACAUGACUUUAUGGGAUACUGCUGGUCAGGAAGAUUAUGAGAGAAUCAGACCUUUAUGUUAUCCAAAUACUGAUUGCUUCUUGAUCUGCUUUUCAGUGAAUUCUCGUACUUCGUAUGAGAAUAUUGCGAACAAGUGGCAUCCAGAAAUUAAGCAUCAUUGUCCGAACACACCUAUAGUUCUUGUUGGUACCAAAGGAGAUCUUAGAAAUGUAGAAAAUGUGGAUACAAUUACAAUUAAAGAAUGUAAAAAACUGAAAAAAAAAGUAAAGGCAUAUAAAUAUGUCGAAUGUUCUGCUUUGAAAUGUGAAAAUUUGGAAGACGUUUUUGUUGAAGCAAUUCGAGCCGUUCUGAAAUACCCAUCAUGUAAAAAAUCGAAGGAUUUGUUAUGCCCUUUACGGUAUCAAGCGGUGAAAGAUG